Asparagus officinalis (garden asparagus) is the source of this 393-nucleotide messenger RNA. RefSeq names its product protein ROOT HAIR DEFECTIVE 3 homolog 2-like. Lineage: Eukaryota; Viridiplantae; Streptophyta; Magnoliopsida; Asparagales; Asparagaceae. Gene Ontology annotation, biological process: endoplasmic reticulum membrane fusion. The record is from RefSeq and is a predicted model, not a curated record. Bases 1 to 393 code for a protein of 130 amino acids. Gene Ontology annotation, cellular component: endoplasmic reticulum. Gene Ontology annotation, molecular function: GTPase activity. The transcript has 2 exons.
AUGGGUAUUGAUUUGAAUACAUUACGUCCUGAACCUUGUGUUCGAGAGAAACUUCAACGUGAUAUUGAGGCCCAUGCUGUUUCUGUCCGCAGUACGAAGUUGUCUGAGUUGUCAGCUGACUGUGAGAAACAACUAACAGAAGCCCUUUCUGAACCUGUGGAAUCCUUGUUUUAUGCUUCUGGGAUUGAUGCUUGGACAUCAAUCACAAGGCUUUAUCAACAAGAAAUGCAGAAGGCUCUAUUGGGGCUCGCAAUUUCUCUUUCUGGCUUCGAACUGGACCAAGUAUUUUUCAAUGAGAUACUUGGAAAUCUCAAGGACUAUGCAAGGAACGUGGUGGAAAAGAAAUCUAGGGAAGAAGCAUCAAAGGUUUUGAUUCGUAUGAAGGACAGGUAG